This is a messenger RNA of Fusarium fujikuroi IMI 58289, 1218 nucleotides long. RefSeq lists its product as uncharacterized. Bases 1 to 1218 code for a protein of 405 amino acids. Lineage: Eukaryota; Fungi; Ascomycota; Sordariomycetes; Hypocreales; Nectriaceae. The record is from RefSeq and is a predicted model, not a curated record. The transcript has a single exon.
AUGGCUCCUACUAAAGAAUCUUCGCGUGCCGGUAUUCACCUCGGCGUAGACUUCCAAUACGACGAAGUCAACUUUGAUCCUACCCCUCCUCCCCCAAGAGAUGACCCCGAUCCUCCUCUGGGCAUCUUGAGCAGCUUCACUGGAGCCUGGACCGGAACUGGCUUCAACAACAUCUUCCGACCAAACUCUGUCGCCCCCACUACUACCACCUUCACCAAUCCCGUCCUUCCUGCCCCUCCCUCUCCCCCAAAUGUCUCAGUUCUUGAACUCAAUCUAACGCAAGAGGAUCUCGUAUUCUCUCAACCGUUGGGAAAAGUUCCCAAUCGUGGCCUUGAGCAGCAGAAUGACAUUAUCAUCAAUGGUGUCACGUAUCUCCAGACUGUGAACGAUGUUACCAACACUGCUACAGGAAGAGGUGAUGGUACCAAGACAGGUAUUCACACUGAGACUGGCUUCUGGUUGAAUGUUCCUCAGACCAAGAAUAAUCCCGUGGAGGGAAACACGCUUGUCCGUCUUGGCUCUAUUCCUCAUGGGACUACUAUCAACGCACAGGGUAGCCCUCCAGACGUAACUCCGGGACCACCGCAAAUUAGCAAGCGACCAAUCAAUCCUUUUUUGAUUGGAAAACCGAACGAUAUCCAAGUCAAGCCUAGUCAGACGGCCUCUCUUAAUAACACGGCUCGUCUACCUCAGGAUCUCACUCUCUUCAUUGAACAAGGAACGAUCACCCAGGCCAUUCUUGACAACCCAAUCCAGAUCCUUCUCGACAUCAACAGUCAGCUCAACAUCACGGAGACCAACACUUUCACGGUCUCUACCCAGUUUGGUCCAACACCUGGCGGCGGCACAGCUAACAUCGCUUUCCUUGUCGGGGCUAGUAGCCAGGGCCCCAAUGCGGAUGCUGUGCAGAUGGAAUCUACAUUCUGGGUUGAGACCAUAAAAUCUGAGAUUACAGUCCAGGACUACACGCCUGGCAAGCCUCUUCUUCUGCAGCCGGCCUACAAGCCGGCACAGGGCAAGACAACGCCUCCGCUUCCGACAUUCUCUGUCACGCCUCCUGGUCCUGUCACUGGCCCCAAGACGAUUCCCGUGACUUACACACAGAUUCAGUACUCGCAGACUGUUAACCUUAAUUUCAAUGGGUUGACCUGGCCGCAUUUGUCGCUGGCUACGUUGGUGCCUUCUCAGCAUAUCGUGGUUGACUAUCCAUCCUCUUGA